AGCCGCCCCCACCACGGGCCGCGGUCUGUCCCCAGGCUUCCCUGAGCUCGCCAGGCCCGAGGGCUCUGCAGGACGGAAUUCCGGCUAGGCGCGGUGGGGGCACGGGUGGGUCCCCGUGUUCCGGGCAGCGCGCCCGUGAAUCCGCCGCGCGGCCCAUCCAUCUCCGCAACCCGGCUGGCGGCGCCAAGCUCGGUUCGGAGGGCGCUUAGAGACGCAGUGCCACGCUGGGGAGGGCGAGAGGAGUCACAGCCCCCCUCGGGGGCCCAGACUGAGGAGGGGGGUGCCGGCGCCGAGCUGGGGAAGCGUGGGGCUGUGGGCACCUCUCUCUGGGCACACACCUUCAGCGCCGCGCGAUCUUGGGGGGCAGGUGGCCUCAGACCUCGCCAACCAGCAGUGUUGCGAGUCCCGCUUGCUCCCGGGUACGUUAAACGUCAGGCAGGAGCUGCUUAGCUGGGGUCACCGGACGCCUUCUGCUCCUUUCGCCCGGAGCCGGCGGGUCGAGCUUUAAGCCAACCCCAGCUGGACGCUGUGCUCCUAUAAAUAGCGCGCGGGUGCCCGCUUCGCGCUCUCCCGGCUGCGCGAGGAGAGAAAGUUGUGCACAGGGACUGGGGAAGGGAGACCCCGCCAGCCCAGCUGCCCUGCACCUUGGAACUGAUCCCGGGAAAUUGUGCUUUCAGUGCGGUCUCGCCGCUGCCUACCUACGUCGGAGUGACUCCAGGCUUCGGGGAAUUUUUGACCAAGGGAAAGCGAGAAUCGCCAGCAUCCUGGCUGCGAACACAGGCUCGCGUUCUUCUCAGCCCAGGAAACACCUCCAGCCUCUGUAAUUCGUCCCUGCGCAAGCCAGACUCAUACAGGACCUACACUGCACCGCUUGGCACCCGCCGCUCUUGCGGCUUCUCUGAGUCCCCGCCGUCUUUCCUGCUCCGUGGUUCACCUGGGGGUGCUUGGGUUGGGGCUGAAAUUUAUUUAUUUAUUUUUCUACUUGAGGUGUGAUUGUGAGAGCUUGGCGACUUUUAGAUGUGGAAGAAGAAUAAGGGUGGGUGCAGGGGCCCCAGGCAGGGCUGAUUCUUGGGCGGAGGAGGGUAGGUAGGGGUUCUGCAUGAGCUCCUUAAAGGACAAAGGUAACAACAGAGCCAGCGAGAGAGCUCGAGGGGAGACUUUGACUUCAGCCCACAGAAUUGGUGGAAGUGUGCGCGCCGCCGCCGCCGUCGUUCCUGCAGCGCUGUCCAUCUAGCCACUGGCAUCUUUUGGAGCUCCGGGAUCCCAGGGUAGGAGGCGACGCCGGCGAGCAGAAGCGCCAGCCGGCUGCCGCUGCCCACGCCGCUCACCAUGGGCUCCGCGCGCCGGGGGCUGUCCGUGGUGCCGGCCGUUCUGCUGGCCCUCACGCUGCCAGGGCUGCCCGUCUGGGCGCAGAACGACACCGAGCCCAUCGUCCUGGAGGGCAAGUGUCUGGUAGUGUGCGACUCGAACCCGGCCACGGACUCCAAGGGCUCCUCUUCUUCCCCUCUGGGGAUAUCGGUCCGGGCGGCCAACUCCAAGGUGGCCUUUUCAGCCGUGCGGAGCACCAACCACGAGCCAUCGGAGAUGAGCAACAAAACGCGCAUCAUUUACUUCGAUCAGAUCCUAGUUAAUGUGGGUAAUUUUUUCACAUUGGAGUCUGUCUUUGUAGCACCAAGGAAAGGAAUUUACAGUUUCAGUUUUCACGUCAUUAAAGUCUACCAGAGCCAAACGAUCCAGGUGAACUUGAUGUUAAAUGGAAAACCAGUAAUAUCUGCAUUUGCUGGGGACAAAGAUGUCACUCGUGAAGCUGCCACGAAUGGAGUCCUGCUCUACCUGGACAAAGAGGACAAGGUUUACCUAAAACUGGAGAAAGGUAACUUGGUUGGAGGCUGGCAGUAUUCCACAUUCUCCGGCUUUCUGGUGUUCCCCCUAUAGAAUCUGACUUCUCCGUUUAUCCAGGUGAGGGGCAGCCCACCCCUGAGUUAUUGGAAGAUCAUUUUUCAUCACUGGAUUCGUGUCUUUUAUUGGUUUCUCAUGGGUGAAUAUGGAUUCUCUUUAAGGAUUCCAGACCUGUCCGAACCAAUACAAAAUUUCAGAUUAUUUUCAUGUGUGUGUGUGUGUUUGAGUAUAUUUGGAUCGGGACUCAAAGCAGAUCAUGCUUAUCUAUGCUUACCUGUAACGGUCAAAAGCUGUCUCAAGAUUUGUUUUGAAUUUAAUUUCCUGGAAUUACUGAAUUCAUUGCAGAUGCGAAUUUUUAUUUAUUUAUUUUUAAAGACUGGCAACCGGGUCUAGGAAUUAGAACACUCUAAAAGUUCUGGCUUCAAUCAAUGGUUCAUGUGAUGCUGCCAAAGAACUGUAUUCUGUGUGGAUAUAUUGAUUAUGCUUGUUUUUUUUUUUAAUUCCAAAGGAAUUCGUUUGUUCUGUUUUCUUAAGGAAACUGGGAAUGGGUUUUAGUGACUGGUUUUGUGUUUUUUCCAUAAAGAAGGUAAUAGAUGGCUUGCCUGGAAACUUACCUUGGCUAUGAGAUCACCUGUAUGGCUUCCUUCAAUGAGAAAAGAGAGAAAAGAAAAAAGAAAAGAAUGCUUCAUAAUUGUAUUUUAAUUAUAUAUGUGAAAGAGUCAUAUUUUCCAAAUUAUAUUUUCUAAUAGGAAAAAUAGAUCAUAAAUCUGACAAGGAAAAAGUUGCUUACCCAAAUUCUAAGUGCUCGGUCCUCAAACCUUGGUAAAACAGCUCUCCUCUGUGGGAACUCUUAUUCUUUAUUACUCAACUUUAAUUAACAUGAUUGAUAAUAACUACUUUAUUAAAAACCUAAGGGAUUUUUUUUCCUUAGACAUGAUGGCUUUAUUAACUGGAGAUGGGAUGCCCUUGUUUUUAAUCACACCUAUUUUUCAAACCUUCUGUCGUGUUUGAAGUAUCAUCUGGUUUUGCCUUAACUCCUUAAAUUGUAUAUAUUUAUCUGUUUAGCUAAUUGUAAAUCCAAAUAUCCCACAUCUAAAUUUAGUGCAAUAUUUUAUUUUGUCUUUUGUAUAGGCCAUAUGAAUUCAUAAACUUAUUUAUGUCUGUUAUAGAAUAAAGGUUAAUAUAUGUUA
This is a messenger RNA of Marmota monax (woodchuck), 3089 nucleotides long. It is a transcript of the gene Cbln4, whose product is annotated as cerebellin 4 precursor. The transcript is spliced from 3 exons. NCBI's taxonomy places the organism in Eukaryota, Metazoa, Chordata, Mammalia, Rodentia, Sciuridae. The coding region runs from base 1330 to 1935 and encodes 201 amino acids. Gene Ontology annotation, molecular function: protein binding. The record is from RefSeq and is a predicted model, not a curated record.